This is a messenger RNA of Xiphias gladius (swordfish), 1590 nucleotides long. Its product is annotated as solute carrier family 35 member F2-like. Bases 1 to 1278 code for a protein of 425 amino acids. NCBI's taxonomy places the organism in Eukaryota, Metazoa, Chordata, Actinopteri, Istiophoriformes, Xiphiidae. Gene Ontology annotation, molecular function: transmembrane transporter activity. The transcript is spliced from 8 exons. The record is from RefSeq and is a predicted model, not a curated record. Gene Ontology annotation, biological process: transmembrane transport. Gene Ontology annotation, cellular component: membrane.
AUGGCUGCAUCCAGAGGCACGAGCUACAAGAGCCGGAGCGCCGGACUCAUGGCGAGGAUCCAGAAAUUCAGCCCCAAGGAAGUUUUCACCUGGCAGCUGGCCAAGACGCUGGCCAUGGGUCAGGGCCUGGCUGCGCUCAUCUGUGGGACGGCCGUCACCUCCCAGUACCUGGCCACAAACUUCCAUGUGGACGCACCCAUGCUGCAGAGCUUCUUGAACUACGCCCUGCUGUGUGUCACCUACACCACCAUGCUGCUCUGCAGAACAGGGGAUGGCAAUAUUUUACAGAUUCUGAAGAGCCGAUGGUGGAAGUACCUUCUGCUGGGGCUGGUGGACGUGGAAGCCAACUACACUGUGGUUAAAGCAUACCAGUACACCACCCUCACCAGUGUACAGCUGCUGGACUGCUUUGUGGUCCCGGUCCUAAUGAUCCUGUCCUGGUGGGUUUUGAAGACACGCUACAGGCCGGUCCACUAUGUGGCGGUCUGCAUCUGUCUCCUCGGGGUGGGGGCCAUGGUGGGGGCUGACCUGCUGGCUGGACGAGACCAGGGCUCCACGUCAAACAUCUUGUUAGGUGACGGUUUGGUGCUGCUCAGCGCUACGCUGUACGCUGUGUCGAACGUGUGUCAGGAAUACACAGUCAGGAACCUGAGCAGAGUGGAGUUCCUGGGUAUGGUCGGCCUGUUCGGCACAAUCAUCAGCACCGUACAGAUGGUGAUCCUGGAACGCAAUGAAAUUGCUUACAUUCAGUGGAGCUGGCAAGUCGGGCUCCUGUUCUCUGCCUUUGCCUUGUGCAUGUACACUCUGUACAGCUGUAUGCCCAUAGUGAUGAAGCUGAGCAGCGCCACCUCUGUCAACCUCUCCCUUCUCACCGCUGACCUCUUCAGCCUCUUCUGUGGGAUCUUCCUCUUUCAGUACAACUUCUCUGGCCUCUACCUGGUCUCACUGGUGGUCAUCCUCAUUGGCUUCAUCGUCUUCAACGCUGUGCCAACACCUGCUGACUCCACAGACCUCGCCACCUCCUCUACCUCUUCCAUCUGCGAGGAAGGAUAUGACAAUCCCGUGGCCUCUCAAGACGACAUCACCCAGCGGGAAGUGGCUGUGAAGAUCACCACAGCGGAGCGCGAGGAUGAGGAAGAGGAGCAGCGGGGGGGUGGAGAAAAGGAAGAGGGAUUGGAGGAGGAGGAGAGGAGGAAGAAGAAGAGAGCUUCAGGACCGUCACCGAGCCUUGGAGGAGGGAACCAUGAUGUUGCUGUUCGACGCAGCACUAAAAUGUGAACAACGGGACGACAACCUGUUGAUAUGUCGCAUAUAUAUUUUUAAACACAUUUAUUUAUUGAGUUUUGCUUGUAUACAAAAAACCAUGCAGUACAUAUAGAAAAUCACUAUGCUGAAAUGAAUAAGAAAAGAAAGGAAAUUAAAAAGCAAUUACAAAUAAAAAACAAACUACAACAGUGGCACAUCUCAUCCUUGAAGUGUCUAAAGCUACUGCCAUUGUUGCUGUUAUGAUGUUAUUGUAUCAUGAGUUGCGUUUUUUUAUCUAUAUUUUCAUGUGUUCAUUUUUACCAAAAAGCCAGCUGCCUGACAGUC